AUGUCAAUCUCGUCUCCCCCGCCUGCUGCUGGACCGUCUCAUGUUGCAUCGCCCCAUGCUAAGAGGGAUACAAAUGCUCUGUCGGAUCUGGUAGAUCGACUAUCGGUCAUCAGUGAACCUGACCAGGAGUCCGCGCACGGUCCACUGACGGAUGCGCAGCUCGCAUUGAAUCUGUACGCGGAAGAGUUGGAACUGUCGACGCUAAUCGCUCAACUUGCCCUCGAAGACAUCGCGGAGCUUCAGGGACAACAGAAGGGAAAAGGCCGCGAAGGCGCGCCGGCGUCGGAUGCAGCACUUGCGCUCGAGCUCUGCGCAGAGGAAGCGCAGCUGUGCAUCGGCUUCCAGAACGAUCACCUGCUCGCGUUGAAGACUCAUGUAGACGAACAUGGCACAUCUUUCCUGGCAGAUGAGAUCAAGGUACCGCAGACGGCCAAGCCUGAUCCGCCUCGACCCAAGAAUACAAGCUGUGUCAUAUGUCGUGAUCCUAUCAACGGUGUCAAUAUACACACACCGUGUGGGCACGACUAUGAUGUAGGCUGCAUAGCAGAUCUCUUCGCCGCCUGUACACGAGACGAAUCACUCUACCCACCCCGCUGUUGUCAUCAAAACAUCCCCCUCCUCUCGGUCAGGGAACAUCUUGGCAAAGACCUGCUCUCUCUCUUUGUGCAGAAAUCCCGCGAAUUCGAGACGCAGAAACGCGUGUACUGCGCUCGCCAGGAUUGCAGCAGCUUUGUUGGCGCAGAACACAGCAAUGGUGCAGCUGCUCCUGUUGCGCUUCCGUGCUCUGCAGCGGGAUGUGACACACUCACUUGCAGCCGGUGCAAAUCUCAGGUCAAUCGCACCGGUACACAUAUCUGCGUUGUCGAUCCCAGCGCAUCUGACCGUGUUGUCCUUGACCUUGCCCGCGAGUCUGGGUGGUCACAGUGCCCCGGGUGCAGCAGGCUGAUUGAACUCAAUACGGGGUGUUAUCAUAUCACCUGCUUCUGCAAGGCAGAUUUCUGUUAUCUCUGCCGAGCGCGAUGGAAGACGUGCACGUGUCCUCAGUGGGAAGAGAGGCUGCUCUAUGCUGCCGCAGAGCAGAGGGUUGACAGGAUGCUUGGAGGUGUUCGUGCUCCUGAACCGGCUGUGCGCAUUGAUCCUCAGCCUCAACCUCAAAUUCGAGCUCACGUUGCGGAACGGCGCGAGAGACUUAUCCGCGAUGCCGUCGAUGAUUUGCGGUAUAAUCAUGAGUGCGGCCACAAUGGAUGGACAUUUCGCAAUGGUAGAGGGCAGUGCGAGUCCUGCUUUUACACUCUUCCCCAGUAUCUGUUCCGAUGCCGGGGUUGUCAGAUGUUGGCAUGUAACAGGUGCCGCAGGAAUCGAUUGUAA
Molecule: messenger RNA, 1368 nt
Organism: Heterobasidion irregulare TC 32-1
Lineage: Eukaryota; Fungi; Basidiomycota; Agaricomycetes; Russulales; Bondarzewiaceae
Exons: 3
Coding region: 1-1368 (455 amino acids)
Biological process (GO): protein polyubiquitination; ubiquitin-dependent protein catabolic process; positive regulation of proteasomal ubiquitin-dependent protein catabolic process
Cellular component (GO): cytoplasm; ubiquitin ligase complex
Molecular function (GO): zinc ion binding; ubiquitin protein ligase activity; ubiquitin conjugating enzyme binding
Source: RefSeq, a predicted model, not a curated record